Molecule: messenger RNA, 850 nt
Organism: Pelagomonas calceolata
Lineage: Eukaryota; Pelagophyceae; Pelagomonadales; Pelagomonadaceae
Source: the annotation of a GenBank genome assembly
GCGACGGACGCGCUAGGAGCCUCGAUUUGUCUCUUGGUCAGGAGAGCAUUUCCUUGGGAUCUCAGGGGCGCAUACGACACGCCCAAGUGCCAAAACCGCUCGCACACACCAGAGUCCGAACGCGACUGACAACUAACGACGUCGCUUGCAGCGAAUCACGCCUUAGGCUGAGGCCAAAGGAUCAUUCAGAGCAGCUUGCGAGCGGUUACGAGGAGGGAAAGAGCGCCUUGGCCCACGCAAGGGCACGAUUGGGAGGCUCUUAUUCGUCGCCCACGCGCAGGCGCUAGAAAUUGUCCGACCAAUGCUGUCGCGCGCCUUCGCGCGACUCGGCGCCGCCGGCCUCGUCGGCGCGUCCGCCCUGUCCGCAAACGCGGCCUCGAGCCUCGCCGCGCCGAAGCAGGCCGAUACACCAUUCACGUUCCAGCGCAUCGAUCACAUCGUCCUGCGUUGUCGCGACACGCAAAAGAUGCUGGAUUUUUACGUCGGAGUACUUGGUGCGGAGCCGGAAUGGGUCGGCCGGAUGGACGGGUGCUUGAGUCACUUGCGCAUCGGAUCGAGCCUAAUCGACCUCCAAGGUUACGAGUCGCCGGGCGGCCGAAAAUUGCACGCCGGCGGCCAGGGCCUCCCCGCCGACGCGCCCGAGCCGGAGAUCGAUCCCACGAAAGGAACGCUGGACCAUUUCGCCAUCAACCUGGCGCCAUACGAUGCGGAGGCGGUAACAGAGUACCUCACCGCUGCCGGCCACGCGCCCUACGCGCAGGGCCGACGCUACGGCGCGGACGGCGACGGCUACUCGAUCUACCUCAAGGACCCCGAGGGCACCGUGGUAGAACUGAAAUCGGGCAACUGA